Molecule: messenger RNA, 765 nt
Organism: Morone saxatilis (striped sea-bass)
Lineage: Eukaryota; Metazoa; Chordata; Actinopteri; Moronidae
Product: olfactory receptor 11A1-like
Biological process (GO): G protein-coupled receptor signaling pathway
Cellular component (GO): membrane
Molecular function (GO): olfactory receptor activity; G protein-coupled receptor activity
Source: RefSeq, a predicted model, not a curated record
AUGAUUAACUCUACACCUGUUUCAUAUUUCACUCUUGCUGCUUACUUCGACACUGGUGUUUUUAAAUAUUUAUAUUUCAUGAUUGUUAUGUCUUUAUAUAUUUUAAUUGUUUGUGCCAAUCUUUUGCUCAUUGUGUCUAUCUGUAGGAACAGAAGCUUACAUGAACCUAUGUACAAUAUUCUGUGCAGCCUGUUUGUAAAUGAAACUGUAUUGGUAGUACAGGGUUGUUCUCCAAUGGUUCUGUUAAUUCUCUCUGACAUUCACACUGUUCCUGCUUCAUUUUGUUACCUGCAGAUUUUCUGUGUGUAUACAUAUGCAAGUGUAGAAUUUAGUAAUUUAGCCGUCAUGUCUUAUGACAGAUAUCUUGCUAUCUGUUAUCCUCUACAAUAUAACACACGUAUGACAUCUAACAACAUUGCCAUUCUUAUCACUCUAACAUGGUUAUACCCAUUUCUUGCUAUUUUUAUUUUAAUAUCUUUGAGUGUUCCUCUACAACUGUGUGGGAACAUCAUUAACAAAGUGUACUGUGACAACUACUCCAUUGUCAAACUGGCCUGUUAUGACACAACAGUCAAUAAUAUCUAUGGAAUAGUUUACACUUUUACAACAGUUAUUCUUGUACUUUUAAUAUUUUACACUUACAUGAAGAUUCUUAAAGUUUGUUUUUCUGGUUCCAAACAGACCAGACAGAAAGCUGUCAGUACCUGCACACCUCACCUUGCUUCUCUCCUCAACUUUUCUUUUGGGUCUUGGGAUUUAAUAUGA